Molecule: messenger RNA, 1398 nt
Organism: Cetraspora pellucida
Lineage: Eukaryota; Fungi; Glomeromycota; Glomeromycetes; Diversisporales; Gigasporaceae
Source: the annotation of a GenBank genome assembly
AUGGGAAUUAUUGACGGACCUCGUCCUUUAGAAGAACUUUUCACUAAAAAUAAUGAAUAUUCUACAGAGUCUUCAAGACUUCAGGCCAAAACAGAGAAAUCAGUAUAUGAUUUGUUUAAGCCAGUAAAAGAUGAAAAUUCACUAAACACGAUAAGGCUUAAUAGAAUCUCACACAUUAAAUACGCUACGGAUGGUCUUAAAGGUUUACAUAAACAUUGGGUAGUAUUAGAUGCUAACAAACCUUGGCUGUGCUAUUGGAUGCUUCACGUUCUCGAUUUGCUUGGCCAUGAUCUUACCCAAGAGCUCAUAGACAGAGGUGUAUCAACUAUCUCUAAGUUACAAAAUAUUACUGGAGGAUUUGGUGGUGGUCCAGGUCAGAUAUCUCAUGCUGCUGUAACUUAUGCUGCGGUAAAUACUAUAGCAAUUUUAGGAACUAAAGAGGCAUACGAUUCAAUUGAUAGAGAAAAUCUUUAUAAAUGGUUCAUGAAAUUAAAACAGCCAGAUGGUUCGUUUAUAAUGCAUGAAGGUGGAGAAGUUGAUAUCCGCGGAGCAUACUGUAUCCUUGCUACGGCUACGUUAACUAACUUGAUCACACCAGAACUAAUUGCAAAUACUGCUGAUUGGAUAAAGCGAUGCCAGACUCAUGAUGGAGGAAUUGGUGGUGAACCAGGUCUUGAAGCGCACGGCGGGUACGCAUUCUGCGGCCUUGCUGCGAUGGAAAUACUUGGUAAAGCUGAUUUGUUAGACAUCCCAUCACUUUUUGUAGGUGACUUACAACUAGGGAUGUUAGAUUGUUUUGAUCCGAUCAUAGGACCAAAGAUUGAUGAUCUGAAACGUAACUUCGCACGUUGGGCUUCUUCCCUUCAAAUGCAACUCGAGGGAGGCUUCCAAGGUCGGCCAAAUAAAUUAGUAGAUGGAUGUUAUUCGUUUUGGGUUGGUGCAUUGUUUCCUGUUUUGGAAGCUAUUAUGACACGUCAGCAAGUAGAAAAAAAUUAUACAAAUCGCAAAGAGCUUAAUGAAUAUAUUUCUCAACCUUUAUUUGAUAGAGAAGCACUUCAAGAGUAUCUUUUGAUAGCUUGUCAACACCCAAAAGGUGGGUUAAUUGAUAAGCCAAAACGAAGCCCGGACUAUUAUCACACUUGCUAUUGUUUAAGUGGUCUAUCGACUUCACAACAUCAUGUAAUUUAUGACAUUGAAAAAGCUGUAUCUUCAGGCGUAGAACAGGGUGAGCUUAAUGCUGGAGAUAGAUCUCUGCUGUGGUUUGAAGAUGGGACAAAGAUUCUAAUCCUUGGUGAUCCCAGUAACAUUGUGAAUGUUACGCAUCCUAUUCAUAACGUAACUAUGCCAAAAGCUAAAAAAAUUAUUGAAUAUUUUCGCGAAAAGCCUUGUGAUUUUUAG